AACUAGUAAAUAAAAAUGGCUGGGAAGUUGAAAGUUUAUUCCGUAUCAAAGUGGUGAAAUAAUUAAUAAUAUGAGUUGAAAAUUGUAGAAUUAUGUUCUUACAAACGUAGAUUUAAAAAGUAAGCAAUUAGUUUCAACAGUUUGCAAUUUAAAAUAUAGUUUAAUGAUAGAAAUAAAAUAAUUUUCUAUUGUAAAGACAUCUGGAGGUAGCGCCAGUGGAUAAGAAGCAGUCGAAAAUAAGGAUAUUUUCGUUUCAAGUGUUCACAGUAAGACAUGAAUUCCUUCUAUUUUUAGACUGGCUUCGUGAGUUGUUCGUCGAAUCUUCUUCAGUUCCUGAACUGACAGCGUAUUACAUUACAUUCCAUAAAUCAUCAAAAAUGGUUGUGGGAGAGGCCAGUAUACACAAUAUUAUGGGGGGUAUGGAAAGUACGGGAGGGGUACGACUUCAUAAUCAUAAAAGAAAAUUAAAACAAAGGUUUGAUAUAAUUAAAAAAUUAGGUCAAGGAACAUAUGGCAAGGUACAGUUAGGAAUAAAUAAAGAAACCGGCCAAGAAGUAGCAAUUAAAACAAUUAAAAAAUGCAAAAUAGAAACUGAAGCUGAUCUAGUCAGAAUUAGAAGAGAAAUUCAAAUUAUGUCCAGUGUUCAACAUCCAAAUAUUAUUCACAUUUAUGAAGUUUUUGAAAAUAGAGAGAAAAUGGUGCUAGUCAUGGAAUAUGCAGCUGGAGGUGAAUUAUAUGAUUAUUUAAGUCAAAGAAAAGUUUUAACGGAAGAAGAAGCACGACGAAUAUUUCGUCAAAUAGUGACAGCUGUUUUUUACUGUCACAAACAUAAUAUUUGCCAUAGAGAUUUAAAACUCGAAAAUAUUUUAUUGGAUCAAAUUGGAAAUGCUAAAAUAGCAGAUUUUGGUUUAUCGAAUGUUUUCGAUGGGAAAAGACUGUUGAAUACAUUUUGUGGAAGUCCACUUUAUGCGAGUCCCGAAAUUGUCAAAGGAACACCCUAUCAUGGACCUGAGGUCGAUUGUUGGAGUUUGGGUGUUCUUUUAUAUACUCUUGUUUAUGGUGCCAUGCCAUUUGAUGGAUCUAAUUUCAAGAGACUAGUCAAACAAAUAUCGUCUUCCGAUUAUUUUGAACCAAAAGUGCCAUCUCCUGCGUCUACUUUAAUUAAAGAAAUGCUGACAGUAUGUCCAGGAACAAGAGCUGAUAUACAAAAAAUUUGUAUCCACUGGUGGGUAAAUGAAAGUUAUGAAAAAAAUUGUCUACAUAUUGCUGAAGAAUUAGCUGCUCAAACACCAGUGCGUUUAGAUUUAUUACUAUCACUUGUUCCACAAUCGGCGAAUGCUGAUAAAUUAGUUAUAGAUGAACAUCAAUCGGACGAAUCAAAUCUUACUGCCGAUGUUACAUCAUCGGAAGUUAUAAUGCCAACAAGAUCAUAUUCUGCUGAUAAUUUCAUGGAAUUUGAUCGAAGCAAUUCAAGUACAGUUUUACGUGAAAUAGCCGAUAUGGAAUCAUCGAGACAAACAAAUAAUGGUGAUGCAAAGAGAAAAUUGGAAAGUACAUCGUCGGUAGACGAAAACAUGGCAGCCCUACAAAAACGAAAGGAAAGUUCAAAAACAGAAAAAGAUGAUAAACCAGAAACAGCAAUGGAUAUUGAUGUUUCCUCAAUUUCUGUAAAUCAAACAACGCCAACAGUUAAAAAUUCCGAAAAUAUAAAUGAUACAACUGAAAAAUUAACCGAUCCCUUGGAAAAUAAAAAAAUACUUGAAAGUGAUAAUUCCAAAAAAGUAGCAAAUAAAAUUACUGUUGAUCUAACUGGAAAACAUGUGAUGAUUGAUUCAAAAGAUAAUAAUCGUGAUUUAGAUUCAGAGAAUCAAAUUUCCGAAUCACCUGUUAAAAGUGUUAAGAAAUUAAGGGAUAAAUCACAUUCACUUGAUUCAUCAUCAAUAAGUGAUGUGACAAAAGCCGUUAAGACUGUUGAACGACGACGUUCGAAAAUUUUUGAAACUGCUGAAAAGUUUAAUCAAAUGUUAUCAAAUGUCGAAAGUGAAAAACCAAAGAAAAUUUUCAUUCCCGGUGUAAAUGUGGGUGGUGCAAAACGUGCAUUUGAAAGAAAAGCAAGUCUUAAUUCUGGCACAUUGCCAAUUUCUUCAAAAGAAAAAACAUCACCAAAAGUUAUAAAAAAUACAACUAUUGAUAAAAAAUCAGAAAAACAUCCAGAUGAAGUGAAAUUAAAUACCGAUGAUGGUAAAAUUGAGAAAAAUAUUUCAACACAAGAAAAUAUUUCCAAUAAAUCUGAUCCAAAUUCAAAACGAAAUCUUAUUAUACAAUUGGGACCUAAUGAUUUGAGAUCCGCUACAGUUACUGUUUCAACUCCAGUCGAGACUAAAUUAUCACCACCUGAAUUAAAACAAGAUUUACAACCAAAAAUGGUGAGCGAUGUUGAACCAGUAAAAAGUAAUUUAUCUGAGAAGCCAAAAAAGAGCAGUAAAAUGGAAAUAACAUUAAAAAGUACAACUAAAGUUGCGACACCGCCGCCAAAAACAAAAAAAACUGAAGUUCUAUUAGGAGAAUUGAAAUCUCCAACAUACAAAACGGAAAUCGAAGCAAAAAUCAAUGAAACUGAUCCACGAAAAAUGCAAACACAACGUUCAGAAGUGGCUUUUCCAAUUGCCGCGGUAUCACCACAAAUUAGUGCAAGUUCAAGUUAUGAAAAUAAAGAAAAAUCUUCCAUUGCAUUCAGAAGAGAACACAGUGUUCCUAUUCAGAUGGACCUUUCAUAUAAUCCAACUGAACAGAAAAGAACACCAUUGGAUUCACCAUCAACAGAAUAUUCAGAAACAUUGGAACGUCAAUCGACUAUUGAUUCUGAUACUGAUAAUACUUCAAAAUCUGUCAUUGGACCCGAGCCAAUUAGAAAAAGUCCUAGAGAAUAUAUUAUUCCUAUUGCCGUUGAAGGUGCUAAUUAUAUAACACCGCGAGCCGAUAGCGCUGAUAUAGAGAGUAAAAACAGCGCCUCAAGUUUGUCCAGUUUGUCGAGAUCUAGAUUUGGAAAAACCAGAAGAAUAAGCUCUCUACUAUCUGACGCAAGUGAAGAUGAUGAAUCACCAUUCUUGUCACUUAGUAGGGAUAGCGAUGAUCUAUUUCAACGUCACAUGCAUCGUUUAAGAAGUUCCCGACCCAGAAGACAACCAUCUGAUCUUGCCGAUAGUUUAUCAUCAGGCGAAGAUGAUGACGAUGAUGGUUUUGAAUUACUCACGGCUGAAAAUUUAUUCUCAACAUUAUUAUCACGAGUACGAAGUCUCACUCAAAGAUUAAAUGUGGACGACAAUAAAAAUAGUCUCUUCCCUAAUUCCAGAUUGCUUGGACGUUUUGAUUCUAAUCCAUCUCAAUCUUUUUGGGGAACACGCGAACCUUUAUCAAGGCGAAUCUCAGAAUCACAAUUCCCACGUUCAUCGAAUUGUGACAUUGAUCGACUGAGUCGUAAAAAUUCAUUUGGACUUUUGAGUCCGAAAUUUCAAGAUAGUCAGGGUUCACUCGGAGAAUCAUCGAAAGAAAGUCUUUCAUCCUCUGGGAAAAGUAACACUUUGCCAAGGGCGACUGUUCGAGUGACUCUACAUAGGCGAGGCGACGGUAAUUCCCCGUACACAAAUCAAGUUAGGUGCCACACUGAAUCAACUUAGCAACUUCACUCAUUAUUGGCUACAUUUUUAUUAUAACAGAUCUAAAUUGUAGACAUCUUGUAAUCUAAAAUAUUUGUUAAUAUUGACUUUAAUAUUGUAAUAUAUAAUAAACGUAUGAAAAUAAAAAAAUCAAAUAAGAGAAA
Molecule: messenger RNA, 3820 nt
Organism: Leptopilina boulardi
Lineage: Eukaryota; Metazoa; Arthropoda; Insecta; Hymenoptera; Figitidae
Gene: Nuak1
Product: probable serine/threonine-protein kinase MARK-A
Exons: 10
Coding region: 378-3677 (1099 amino acids)
Biological process (GO): intracellular signal transduction; microtubule cytoskeleton organization; protein phosphorylation
Cellular component (GO): cytoplasm
Molecular function (GO): tau-protein kinase activity; protein serine/threonine kinase activity; ATP binding
Source: RefSeq, a predicted model, not a curated record